AUGGCCAAGCUUCUUGCCGAAGAGAACUGGAUCAUGACAUUGAACCGCGAUUACAUGGACGACAUCACCAAAGAAUGGCAUGAUAUGGCAAGGAGAGACAUCUUGAAGAGGAGGAUACUAGCGGCGGCCGGUGGGUGUUUCGGUGCCGGUGAUGUUUUCCCAUCAGGAGUUGGAACCAGUGCCGCUGAUGCAUUCAGUGCGCCCGGCGAUGCUUUCGGUGCCGGAGUUGGAACAAGUGCCGACGAUGGAUUUACAUGCUCUUGUCCCUUUGCGGUAGCGAAGAUCCCGACCAAGCUCCCGGCCCCGGAACCGAAUAUUCUGGCCAAGCCCGGCCGCGUCCUCGCCCACGGCGGCAGCGGGCAGCGAGACCCGUCCAAGCUCGCGUCCUCGACCACGGACGGCGGCGAGGAAGACCCCUUCCAAAUCCGCUUCCGGCACGCGAUUCUUGCAGGCCGUUGGGAACUUCAACCCCAACAUCCUCGGCUCCCCUCCCUCGAUGACGCCAAAGAACGCGUCUCAAGCAGCGCCCGGCGUCUCCCCCAUUAUCAGCUCUUCCCGAAACCUCUCCCCAAGUCACAGGAGUCGUCCAAUAUCGUGCUUCUUAUUGGAAAAGAGUCCCUGAUUUCGUACAUGCCAACAAGAAAGAAGACUAACAGUGGGUUGUUAAGGUGAGGAAUUUUUUAGCGUGCAUGCUUUGUUCGUCCAGAUUGGGUCGUGAGUUUUGGGUUUGACAGUGAGGAAUGUUUUAGUGUGCAUGCUUUGUUCGUCGGGAUUGGGUGGUGAGUUUUGUGUAUGACAGUGAGGAAUGUUUUAGUGUGCAUGCUUUGUUCGUCCGGAUUUUAGCGGCCACCGUGUCGUCCAGGUUGGAGAGGAUGACGCAGUCGGCAUGGCUGAAGAGGGUGAAGCGGCUGUUGAGGUUAAGUGUUGCGAGUAAUUUUACUGGAGUGAGCUUGCUCAGAAAUCUGCGACCGUUGAAACAUGAAAUACAUGCAAAGAUGGGGAAUAAUCAACAUGAUGCUCUGGUCGAGAGAAGUAGACAUUAGUUAAGCUUCAAGAGGCUGAGACGACUCUUGUAGUACUAAGAGGAAAAAUUAGUUCUGGAAACACCGAUAUCUCUGUACUAUCUAUCUAUGUUCAGCAAAGAAAUUCAUUUUCUUCCUUUCUCAGUCCUCUAUUUUUUAGCAGACCAAGAUGCACAAAAGUGCGGCCUAUAAUAAACUGAAAUAGAAGCAGGUAACUACACUCUAGAGGUAUACAUGAACAAGAGAAAAGAGGAGAACAAUGAUCAAUGGAGAAAUGCACUGCGCUGUUAACUGCUGCUACUAUAACACUGAAGUUUUAAUUGCAGGACACCCAUAAAGAAAGAAAGAAGACUUGUGCUACAGAAACCAAUCGAAAAGGAGAAGGCAUAAAUGCAGUGGAUGGACUUGACAUUAAGCUGCUUUGUUAGAUAUACCAGGAUGAAGGUUAAAAAUCAGAGGGCCUUAACAUCAUGCCAUAGUAUCUCAAGUCGCACUAGAUGAGAAUGUUUCAUGAUGCAAAUAACUUGUGUUAGCCAUUCUUGUUUUGUGUUUAAUUUUAUGCUUUAUUCUUCGACUCGCUAGGAUAUAGUACAAUUUUCAAUUGUGAGCCUAGCAUCUAGCAUCGAUUUUGACCUCUGAAAUUUUGUUUAGCAGGCAGCACCAGCUGCUUUUAGUGCAAAUCACCGAGAGCUAAGGGUAUAUUUGUCCUUGCAUCAUUGUAAUUUUGAUGCUUUUCCUUAUUAAUAAUUUAAUAUUGCUUGUUC
Molecule: messenger RNA, 1786 nt
Organism: Aegilops tauschii subsp. strangulata
Lineage: Eukaryota; Viridiplantae; Streptophyta; Magnoliopsida; Poales; Poaceae
Source: RefSeq, a predicted model, not a curated record